AUGGUCCAGAGUUAUCUCAAGCACGGUCCCACACAGGCGUUUGGAGUUGUCUGUAGUUCGUCUUCCAAUUCAGUUUUCGAUGGCAAAUUGGCAUAUGUACCUGCAUUGGAAGAUGUCCUUGUGUGGGAUGUAAAAAAGGGCCAGAUGCUAUCUAUGUGGCAUGAAACAGGACAUAGAGAGGAAGUCACUUGCAUAGUCCAAUCCCCUCAGCCAGAUUCGUUCGCGGUCGGAUACGCUGAUGGUUCUAUUAGAUUGUGGAGUGCGUCGACUGCUUCUGUAUUAACAACGUUCAACGGCCACAAAAAAUCUGUUACUUCUCUUGCAUUUGAUAAAACUGGAACUCGUCUCGCCUCUGGGUCACAAGAUACAGACAUCAUUUUGUGGGACGUCGUUGGGGAGGCUGGUUUAUACCGACUUCGUGGUCAUCGCGAUCAGAUCACCGCCAUUCAAUUUCUUUCCACCUCUGAGGACCAACCAUCUACAUCUACAUCUACAGCGCCUGCCCUCCUUGUCACUGCUUCGAAAGAUACUUUUAUGAAACUUUGGGACUUGACUACUCAACAUUGCGUUCAAACUGUUGUUGCACAUCGCUCUGAAAUUUGGUCAUUAGCAAUCAAUCAAGAACAAAACCUCAUUUUCACUGGUAGCGGUGAGGGAGAACUCAAAGUCUGGAAAUUUGACCGCGAAGCUUUGGCAAAAGGCCUUAAAGAAACCGAAACUGGAGAGGUCGCAAAGAUGAUAGAACCUGUGUCAAGUCUUCCUCUUGCUUCGAAGCACAGGGUUUCACAAAUUCAAUUUCAUCCUGUUCAACCAUAUUUUGCGGUUCAAUCCCAUGAUCGGUCUGUCGAAAUCUUCCGUAUCCGAACAGCAGGCGAAGUUAGAAAAAAGCAGGCCCGAAGGAAGAGGCGUUUGGAAGAGAAGAAGCGUCAAGAAAUGACCAAGGUCGAUGGUGUUAAAAUGAAUGCGGAAGAUAACAAUGAGGGUGUGGAUAUGGAGAGCAACAUAGUGGAUUUCAUCACCCCCCACCUUGUUGUACGGGCAAGUGGCAAAAUCCGGUCAUUUGACUUUCGAUCAAUUCAGUCAUCGUCCAAGGGUGUCGCCCAGAUCCUUGUUGCAUUGUCUUCAAAUGCUUUGGAAGUUUACAAUAUACCACAUCCAACCAAAUCAAAAGACGAACCUCCAGAAGCUACCCGCAACUUUGUUGUGGAUCUUCCGGGACAUAGAGCAGAUGUUAGAACGCUGUGCCUUAGCUCUGACGAUCAGAUACUGGCCUCGGGAUCCAAUGGUUCGGUAAAAAUUUGGAACAUGAAAACGACACAGUGUAUACGCACUAUAGAGUGUGGAUAUGCUAUCUGUAGCACAUUCCUGCCUGGGGACCGACAUAUUGCUGUUGGGACUAAGUCUGGAGAAAUUCUCAUCUACGAUAUUGCAUCGUCGACUCUCAUUGAAACCAUAAAAGCUCAUACCGCAACUGUUUGGUCCAUGCACGUACGCUCAGACGGUGAAGCUCUUGUUACUGGGAGCGCGGAUAAGGAUGUCAAAUUUUGGUCAAUAGAACAGAAAGAUGCUACCGAAGAAAGCGUACAAAGUGGAAAGCUUCUUUCUUUGACACACAUACGCACGUUGAAAAUGGCGGAUGAUGUGCUAGCUGUCCGUUAUAGUCCCAACAGCAAGUUCUUGGCUGUUGCUCUUUUGGAUUCAACCGUGAAGGUGUUCUAUCAAGACAGCUUGAAAUUUUUUUUGUCUUUAUACGGACACAAGUUGCCAGUACUUUCCAUGGACAUAUCAGAUGAUUCCAAGUUGAUUGUGACCUGUUCUGCAGACAAGAAUGUGAAAAUCUGGGGCCUGGACUUCGGAGACUGCCACAAAUCCAUCUUUGCACAUGAGGAAAGUGUGAUGCAAGUUGCGUUUGAAAAAAAUUCACACUACUUUUGGACCGUUGGAAAGGACAAACUACUCAAGUAUUGGGAUGGUGACAAGUUCGAGGGAAUCCAAAAGCUCGAAGGCCACCAUGGUGAGAUAUGGGCACUAACCCUCAGUCAUCACGGUAAUUUUGUCGUCACUGGAUCACACGAUAAAUCCAUUCGAGUUUGGGAAAAGCUUGACGAACCGUUGUUCCUUGAAGAAGAACGGGAAAAAGAGCUCGAAAAGCUCUACGAAAGCGGGAUUGCUGAUGCACUGAAUCGUGUGGAUGGGCCGGUUGGGAGCGGCGUUGAGGGAGACACAGCCAACGGUUCUAUGGAAGCCGAAGCCUCGGCGGUAUCGAAACAAACUACUGAAACCCUCAUGGCAGGAGAAAAGAUCAUGGAAGCCAUUGAACUCGCAGAUACUGAGCGUGAAACGUUCAGAGAAUAUGAACAAGCCAUGGCGAAACUGUCGGAAGACGACGCAAUGCGUAUGCAACCUCCAGCUAGAAAUCCAUUGCUAGCGGCGUACGAUCUGGAACCUGAAGCAUACGUUUUAAGAGUUGUCGAAAAGGUUCCCAGCACCGCAUUGCAGGAUGCUCUCCUUGUUCUACCUUUUGACAAGGUUGUGUCACUUAUGGUGUACUUAAACAUCUGGGCACAAAAAGGUUGGAACAUUACGUUGGUAUCACGAAUUAUUUUCUUCCUCCUCAAAACCCAUCAUCAUCAAAUUGUUGCCAACCGCAUUAUGAGAACAACAUUAAUCCCUCUUCGAACACAUUUGCGCCUUGCUCUGCAAAAGCAGAAGGACGUAAUCAGCUAUAAUCUAGCUGCAUUACAUUUUAUUCGACGCAAAAAUGACUCGGAACGGACCGCUCAAUUCUAUGAAGAAGAAAAUAUGGACGAAGAAAAAGUAAAAGCUAUGAUUGCCGAGGGUAAAAAGCGCAAGAGAGUCAAUCUCAAGGCUUUCUCUUAG
Messenger RNA from Psilocybe cubensis, 2880 nucleotides. RefSeq lists its product as uncharacterized. Gene Ontology annotation, molecular function: protein binding; snoRNA binding. Gene Ontology annotation, biological process: maturation of SSU-rRNA. The transcript has 14 exons. Bases 1 to 2880 code for a protein of 959 amino acids. The record is from RefSeq and is a predicted model, not a curated record. Lineage: Eukaryota; Fungi; Basidiomycota; Agaricomycetes; Agaricales; Agrocybaceae. Gene Ontology annotation, cellular component: Pwp2p-containing subcomplex of 90S preribosome; small-subunit processome.